Lineus longissimus is the source of this 1305-nucleotide messenger RNA. Its product is annotated as E3 SUMO-protein ligase NSE2-like. The record is from RefSeq and is a predicted model, not a curated record. Gene Ontology annotation, biological process: protein sumoylation; double-strand break repair via homologous recombination. Gene Ontology annotation, cellular component: Smc5-Smc6 complex; nucleus. Gene Ontology annotation, molecular function: SUMO ligase activity; zinc ion binding. The transcript is spliced from 6 exons. The coding region runs from base 140 to 889 and encodes 249 amino acids. Lineage: Eukaryota; Metazoa; Nemertea; Pilidiophora; Heteronemertea; Lineidae.
UACAUGGCAGCCCGAUGUAAUCUUUCGCUAAAAGAGAGCAGCACUGCAUGGGGGCAAUUUGCAAAAAAUGUCAAAAAAUGCAUGAAUAAAUAUCCAAUUUCUUCUAUUUCCAAAAAUAAGUUUGUCCAGGUCUUUCAAGAUGUCAUCAUCAGGAGGCAAGUUUGGUAUGGUGGAUCAGGCAUUGAACACCUUGAAGAAGGUAGAGCAGUACAUUAUGGCUGGGAUAGAAACAACAAUCGAUGUGUCCCUGGAUCUGGUGGAAUGUGACAAAGAAAAUAGUGAGAGUAAAGUGAAUGACUUGAAAGAAAUCAUGUUGCAGUAUGCUGCCAUGGAGAGGGACCUGAAACAGUUUACAGAAAAUGUUGGGAUAGUCAAAGCAAAGGCCAAGACAAUCGAUUCGGAAAAAGAGUGGCCGGAUCUAAACCAACAACUUGAUGACUUACUUAACGAUGCACAAUCCAGCAAUAACGUAGCACAACUUGAGGGACAUGAGAAAUAUCUCGAAUUAAAGCAAAAAAUAUGGGACAUCUUACAUCCUGAUGAGCCUAUGCCGACUCAAGAAACUGCUGGUGACGAAGGUGAUGACGAAGUCGCGGUUACGCAACAAGACAUCAACACGCGCUGUCCGUACCUCGCCAGAGAAAUGACAAAUCCGUGGAGGAAUCUCAUCUGUAAACACAAUUACGACAAAGAGGCUGUGGAUCAGAUGUUGAAACAAAGGAAAUCAAGGUGUCCAGUCCAAGGCUGCUACAACGACAAACCGCUCCAGAAAUCCGACUUGGAUGAAAACAAGGAGUUGAAGAAAUAUAUUGAGAUGAAAAACAGACAGGGCAAGCAGAGGAGACGCGAGGGUGGGACACAGUUACAGAAGGCUACAGCGCACAAGUGAUGAAUCCUUUGUGUUUGUAACAAGGGACUAAGAGAGAUGUUUUUUAAGAACACUGCCAAUGUUUGAUUCGAAAGGAGAACUCCGAAAUAGCUUUACUGGGAUAAAUGAAUGAUGGACAAGUGGUACGAUAGGGUGAGACACAGUCACAGCCCUGGAAAGCUAUUGGGUACAAAUAAUGAACCUAUGGGGGUUAUUGGGUUUCGUCUAUGAAAAUGAUCCUCAUAAAAGCCUGAGAGAUGGUACUUGAACAUUUUCUACAAUGAAUGAUUGCAGGGUCGGAGGAGACAGAAAUGUUAUCCUCUAGCACCAAUUUCAUGAUAUAGAUUUUAUAUUCGACGUUAUUGUGAAAGUGCAUGUGUAUUUUUCACUAGUCAGAUUUGUAACUCGAUCAAUAUUUUUCAAAUACAAUGUUUAAU